Messenger RNA from Alternaria viburni, 645 nucleotides. RefSeq lists its product as uncharacterized. Lineage: Eukaryota; Fungi; Ascomycota; Dothideomycetes; Pleosporales; Pleosporaceae. Bases 1 to 645 code for a protein of 214 amino acids. The transcript has 2 exons. The record is from RefSeq and is a predicted model, not a curated record.
AUGUUUCACUCCGACGUCACGCUAUACGAGCUUCUGGGGAACACGGGUCUAGUCAUCGUCUUCGACUGCAUGGACGAAAUCGACGGAAACGAGGGUCUAGAGCGUAUAGGCAUACCAGGAAACUUCAACGCAGAACUUCGCCACUGCAUCGAUAUGCUCUCAUCUCUGCGCAACCAAAAGCCUCGCCCUGUCACCUUCGGGUUCGAGGAUGAGACGAGAGGCGUACCCAGCAACAUCACUCAUCUAUUUCGCUCGCUGAGCGGCCCGUUCCACGAACUCCGGCAGUUGGGAUUUGACAUCAAUGUCAGAUAUCAAACCAGCAGCGACUAUGACUGUGUAUGGGACAUGUCAGGAACGUACAAUACUCACAACCCUCACACGGACGAUGUUGAUAAGUGGACUCUGCGAGAUUGGAGCCUGAACUUCACGCGAGUGAACGAACAAUUCGAGGAAGCUCACUUGAUGGGCGAGACGUUCGUGUUCAAUCCAAAUGGGCCGCUUCGGGGGAGCUUUCGCAUCAAAAAGCAUGUAUGGGAGGCGAUGCGCAAGGAACUGUACCGCGCGUAUCCAGAAAUCGACAAGGUGGUGAAGUGGACGAAGAACGAGAGAGGUGGAACACUUCUUGCUACAUUUGCAAAGGCCUAG